ACUCUCGAAAGGCUGAAAGCAGAUCUCUCCCGCUCCAGAAAGUAUUCCACUCCCGUAGUGGCGAAGUGCUCUGUGCUCUCAAUGCUUACUGCUCGCCCAUCGUCGCUCAGUAUGUUCUCCUAGCAUCCACACCUGAUUCUCAUGUCUAUUCCGCUUCCCAAAACCCUAAUCUCCACCUUUCCUCCAAACCUCUUACCCCGUUUCUGUCCUUCCCCUGUAGCUCUCCGCAAGGCCACCCCCCUUCUUCGAGCCAUGAGCUAUGCACCUUCCGAGCGCAUGUUUCAGCUCAAGCUCGAUCCACUCACUGGUACCUCCGAAUGGGUCGUCAUCGAAGAGGACGAAGUUUCCAACACUUCUUCGGAGCCCCUUUUGGCCACCACCUCGUACCUUGACAUGCUUAACGAUUCCCGCAGGAACAGAGCCUUCCGCCAAGCCAUUUACAAGACUGUAACGAAACCCUGCCAUGUUCUUGAUAUUGGUGCCGGAACUGGAUUGCUAUCAAUGAUGGCUGCACGUGCAAUGGGCUUCGGUGACUCGAAUGUGAGUUCUUCUACAGAGGGAAUGGUGACUGCAUGCGAGUCUUACCUUCCAAUGGUGAAAUUGAUGCGGAAAGUUCUGCGUCGCAACGGAAUGGAGAGAAAAAUAAAGGUCAUUAACAAGCGGUCUGAUGAUCUCAAACUUGGUGUUGAUAUCACUUCGCGCGCGGAUGUUCUUGUUAGUGAGAUACUGGACUCAGCAUUAUUGGGUGAGGGUCUAAUACCGACUUUACAACAUGCACAUGACAUGCUGCUGGUGGAAAAUCCACAAACAGUGCCUUAUCGAGCAACUACCUAUGGCCAGCUGGUUGAAAGUACAUUCUUGUGGAAUCUGCAUGAUUUAUAUAAUAAUGAGGCAAAAGCAUUGGAUGACAUCCAUCUUGUUCCAACUUGUUUGGAGACUAUUUUACGUGUCAAGCCUCAACAAUAUGCCAUGCAUUGUGAUGCAAUAAGAGAUAUAAAAUUGCUGUCAGACCCCUUCAAAAUUUUUGAAUUUGACUUUUGGAAACGGCCAGACAAUUAUGGGGAAACUGAGCUACUUGUGAAGACAACUAGUGAUGGUAGAGUUCACGCUCUUAUUUCGUGGUGGAUUCUUCAGCUUGAUAGUGAAGGGACAAUAUUUUAUACAACUGCUCCUAAAUGGACAAGCUUGCCAUUCAAUAUAGGAGAUCUACAUACACCAUUACCUAGUGCUGGUGAUUGGUGUGACCAUUGGAAGCAGUGUGUUUGGUUCUUUCCUGGGAAAGGUCUGUUUGUAUCUAAGGAUGAAGAGGUUCAUUUGCACGCUGUUCAUAAUGAUACUAGUAUUUCAUAUGAUCUCAAUACUCAAUCCUCAAGAACAGAAAUUGGGCAGUGUGAUUUUAAUGCUGGAGAUUUUCAUCUCACAUUGUUGCCUGAAAGAGUUGCAAUAUAUGGAGACAGUGAAUGGAGAUUUUCUAUAUUUACAGCCAUACAGAAUGCUCUACUGGGAAAAGCUCCCUCUUUAUGUGUUGUUGCAGAUGAUAGCCUUUUCUUGCCAAUUCUCAUUGCACAUCUUUCAAAGUCGGCACAUGUAAUAUCUUUAUCUCCGGGACUCCCUGAGAAGGCUUCCCAAUAUUUUCAAGCUGUUGCUGAUGCAAAUGGUUAUUCCAUGGAUCAAGUGAAAGUUCUUGGCAGGAGAAAAUGCUUGACUCUGCAGGACACCCAUCAGAAGAAGGUUGACCUGUUGAUUGGAGAACCUUUCUAUUGUGGAAAUGAAGGAAUGCUUCCAUGGCAAAAUCUGCAGUUUUGGAAGGAGCGGACAGUGCUAGACCCUUUCCUAUCCAAAGACGUAUCGAUAAUGCCUUGUAAAGGAAUACUGAAGGCUUGUGCCAUGUCUCUUCCGAAUCUCUGGCAAAGUCGUUGCUGUUUGAAAAAGAUUGAAAGUUUCGACCAUUCAGUUGUAAACAGUACUUUGGGGGCAUGUGGCGGUUUACAUGCAUCACAAAUGGGUCCUUGUCUGCCCUUUUUUAUCUGGCAGUGUGGGGAGACUAAGAAACUCAGCGAAAUGUAUACAAUCAUGGAGUUUGAUUUCUUAAAAUUGAUAGGUCCAUGUUCUGGGAAAGCCAAGGUUCAAUUCAAUAAUUCUGGGACUUGCCAUGGUUUUGUGUUUUGGAUAGAUUGGAUGAUGGAUUCAAAGAACUCCAUUGUGAUAUCAACAGGCCCAGAUAAAAAGUAUUGGAAGCAAGGAGUGAAGCUUGUGGCCAACCCUGUUGCUGUAGCUGUCCAUGGUUCAGUAAGUAUAGGCGAAUGUUGUUCAGCUGCAGUUGAAGCCUCCUUCGACCCAUCUAGUGGCGGACUCAAUGUUGAGUAUGAAUUCUCAUGACCUGGAUAUUAUGGUGUCUGCACCUUUAGGUGCCCAACUUGUUUCCAGUUCAUUGGGAGGCCAAAAGGGCCUUCUUCAAUAUAACGGGGUCACCCAUCCCAUAUUGAAAGUCAGACUAAUGAGCUGUUGUGUCUUCCAGGGGACUAUGGUGCCUAGUUUGAUGCAUGCUAGUUUCCCAUCUGAUCUGUUGCGAAUUAUUUCCAUGGAUGAAAGGGCUACGGAUAAAAAUCUUUUAGUGUCUAGUUUAUGGUUUUGUCCCCCCUCCCCAAUUUCUUUAUCCUGUCUCUUGUAUUUUAUUUGGCUUUCGAGCCAUUUGAUAGUUACUGUGUCAUCAUUUGAAGAAUACCAAAUAAGACUUCUGCUGCGCGGGGGGUGGGGGGUGGGGAGGGGAUUGUUGUAAUUCUAUAGGUCAAAUGACUCAUGCGAGUUGAAAUUCAGCACAAAAAUCAAUCAUGGGCUGGCCCGGGCAGACAAUUUAUACAGAAAAGUAGCAUAUUGUUAGUAUGGAAGUAAUGGUUCUUAAUGCUUCUUAUGGCUGCGCUUGGUGUGGGAUUCUUGAGAAUAUGCCUCUCAAAUGUUAAGGUUGACAUAGAACCAAUAGAAAUAUUUGGUGGCAUAUAUGUGGGAUUCCUCAUGAAUGCUUGAUACCCUUCAAAAAUGGGUAUAAGCCAUCCUCUUUUGCAGAUCUGGAAUUUUUCUUCCCCCCAAACCGGGCUUUCAUAUUGAGGCAUUGUUUGGUUUGGGGCAUCAAAAAUAUUUUCCGGAGAUUGACAAUUCUGAGAAUUUUAUUUCCAGGAA
Messenger RNA from Malania oleifera, 3177 nucleotides. Its product is annotated as protein arginine N-methyltransferase 1.6. Gene Ontology annotation, biological process: peptidyl-arginine methylation. The coding region runs from base 142 to 2379 and encodes 745 amino acids. The transcript has 14 exons. The record is from RefSeq and is a predicted model, not a curated record. Lineage: Eukaryota; Viridiplantae; Streptophyta; Magnoliopsida; Santalales; Ximeniaceae. Gene Ontology annotation, molecular function: protein-arginine omega-N monomethyltransferase activity.